Messenger RNA from Acaromyces ingoldii, 1092 nucleotides. RefSeq names its product putative Aldo-keto reductase yakc [NADP+]. Gene Ontology annotation, cellular component: cytoplasm. The record is from RefSeq and is a predicted model, not a curated record. NCBI's taxonomy places the organism in Eukaryota, Fungi, Basidiomycota, Exobasidiomycetes, Exobasidiales, Cryptobasidiaceae. The transcript is spliced from 2 exons. Bases 45 to 1046 code for a protein of 333 amino acids.
CUCAAAUCUUCCUCACAUCCCCCAAAGUAAACGUACUGUACAUCAUGACCCAACCUACGCGCAAGAUCGGUAGCACCGCCGUUGGCGAGAUUGGCUAUGGCGCCAUGGGCUUGGCCGCCUUCUACGCCAGCAAAAAGGCGCAAAACGAGUGCAACGAGAUCUUCAACCACCUCAUUUCCAAGGGCUGCACCCACAUUGACACGGCGGACAUUUACUCUUCGCGCCCCUCCAACGGCGAAGGCGAAGAGCAGAUUGGCGCAUUUUUCGCUUCCAACCCGGGCGCGAGGGAAAAAGUGUUCCUGGCCACCAAGCACACCUUCCUCAUCACGCCCAACGGGAUGGAAUUGAAGGCCGGCGUCGAGUACUGCGCAGAGGCCCUCGAGGCUUCGCUCAAGCGCCUCCAGACGGACCACGUCGACCUCUACUACUGCCACCGUGCCGUCGAGCCUGUCGAGGAGCAGGCAAAGGGCCUCAAGAACGCAAAGGACGCAGGAAAGACGCGCUACGUCGGUGUGAGCGAGUACAGUGUCGACCAGCUGGAGCGCUUUGAGAAGAUCUGCCACAUCGAUGCGCUCCAGAUCGAGCUCUCGCCAUGGACGCCCGAAGUUAUUUCCAACGGUGUGCUGGACUGGUGCAAGAAGAACGGUACGGCUCUCAUUGCCUACUCUCCCGUCGGAAGGGGCUUCCUCACGGGCGCAAUCAAGUCGCCCGAUGACCUUGCCGACGACGACUUCCGCAAGAACAAUGAGCGCUUCCAGGGCGACAACUUCACCAAGAAUCUCGAGCUCGUCGCCGACAUCAAGAAGAUUGCCGAUAAGAAGGGCGCAACGCCCGCGCAAAUCGCCCUUGCGUGGGUCUUGGCUCAGGGCGACAACGUCCACCCGAUCCCUGGCUCGACCAAGAUCAGGAACAUCGACGAGAACCUGGGCGCGUCCAACGUGAAGCUCUCCAAGAGCGACCUGGACGAAAUCAAUGGCGUCAUCAACUCCUUCAAGGUUGCGGGUGAUCGAUACAGCGGACCGAUGAAAGACAUCGUCCACUUUUGAACUCGCUGUGUCCAGUCUUGCUAUCCCUUGUAUAUCAAUUCUAAAG